CACAUCUUGUAGCAAAACAAGCGCCGACUGCUCAGCUAGCUAGCUUUCAAUGCAGCUGACAAGGGAGUAAGACAAUAUUAAUUUGGGUUCGGCAUGGCGGAGGGUGGCGGCAAUGUUAACGUCGGUGCGGCUAACCUUCCUCCGGGAGACCCCCAGCUUAUCGGUAUGAUUGUGGAGCAUCUGAAGAACCGGGGGCUGUUUGACGAGUUCCGCCGGGACUGUCUGGCCGACGUUGAUACGAAGCCUGCUUAUCAGAACCUACGGCAGAAAGUUGACAACUUUGUCACGUCCCACCUGAGCACACAGGACUGGAACCCAUCCAUCAACAAGAACCAGAUGAGGAACGGACUGAGGCAGAGUGUCGUCCAAUCAGGCAUGCUGGAAUCCGGUGUGGACAGGAUCAUAACUCAGGUUGUGGACCCUAAGAUGAACCACACUUUCCGACCGCACAUAGAAACUGCCAUCCAUGACUUCCUUUCAGGGGACAGAAAGGAGGAGAGCAGCUCCAGUUCUAACGCUGCACUACCUGAACAGACAGAAUCACAGGAGGCUCCGUCGGUUUCAGGCCCAAAAACCCCCUGAGGUGUGUUUAAAAAAAAAAAAAAACAAGGCCCAGAACCAUUUAGAAAUACAGUUUAGAAAUCUGUAUUUUAUUCCUGCGACAGGGACACGUACUGGCCUUGAGUACACUAACUUUAUAUGGCUGUUUUAGCCUUUUGGAAGGAGCAGCUUCAGACAUGUGGAGGAUAAAGAAGAGGAGGAGGUUUUUCCUGCUGCCUCUGUCUGUUCACGGAUUGGAGUCAGGAGUGUUUCACUGCAAGGCUGAUGCUGGAGAAGCUGUACAAUAUCGAGCGGUGCAGCAUCACUGCUGUGCACAGCUCUGCCUUUAGGACAAACAUGGAUUAUGAUAUUUUUUUUUUUGGUACUGGCUUUUUACAUUUUUUGUGUCAUCCGAUUUUUUUUUUGAUUCUCGCAUACUGUGUAAUGCAGAUGUGAUCUUUCACUGAGGCAGUCUGUGUGUGUGUGUAGACAUUUUCCAACACCUCAGCUGAUAAUAUUUAAGGCUUUCACUCUCUGUCUACACUGAUUCACAUGAUGGGUGAAGUUGAUUUUUAGUGAAACAUGUUCGUGAAUAAUUACAUGCAGGUCUUCAUUUUUCAUCACAUCUUGCCAUGUUUCCUUUUGGUGCAUGUAUUUAGUGUGUGGUAUUAAUUGUGUGCUUUGAUAAAAAACUGUUGACAAAU
This is a messenger RNA of Amphiprion ocellaris (clown anemonefish), 1244 nucleotides long. It is a transcript of the gene bod1, whose product is annotated as biorientation of chromosomes in cell division 1. Lineage: Eukaryota; Metazoa; Chordata; Actinopteri; Pomacentridae. Bases 94 to 582 code for a protein of 162 amino acids. The transcript is spliced from 3 exons. The record is from RefSeq and is a predicted model, not a curated record.